GAAUCUGUUUUGUUUGAUGAAAUUAGGGUUUUGGAUCAGAAUUUGGAUAGUCGUUUAUGUUGACUAGUCGACGAUUGCUGAGUUAGGACAUGAUUUUGAAACGUACCUUGACAUUCGAGAAUCAGAAUCUGAAGAGGUGCAAAAUUGAUUCAGAAAUUGAUUAUGGGAGCAAAAAGGGUGAGAUUAUGGUGUAUAAGAAGCGACAAAGAGCAACCGUGGAUCAACCAUGUAGUAGAGAACCCGAACUUCUUACAAGUAGCUCAAGCUCCUUGACUAGCAAAGAAUCUCAACCGUGCUCCGACCAGUCCAAGUCUUCGCGUGGCAGAGUUCGAGCGGUUCCUUCAAGGUUCAAGGACUCCAUUGUUGGUUCAUGGAAAUCUAGCCGACGGAUUCUAGUCAUGAUGACGACGUAUCUCUGGGGAAGAAGCGAAGUAGAUUGCGAUUACUGGGAUGUUAAAAUUUCCAUGUUGUCUUCCGCCGACGAUGCUAGAUCUGGUACGCCGAAAAAGUCUGACGUCACGCGUAAGGGCGUGUACAAACCAGAGGAAUUUACGGUCGGCGAUCUUGUCUGGGCCAAGUGUGGGAAAAGAUUCCCAGCAUGGCCGGCUGUGGUGAUCGAUCCGAUAUCACAAGCGCCUGAUGGGGUUUUGAAACAUUGCGUCCCAGGCGCAAUUUGUGUCAUGUUUUUUGGGUACUCGAAGAAUGGAACUCAGACGACAAGGAAUGGUGUAUCCAUUUACGGAGUUUAUGGACAAGACCAGACAAACUUGUACAAUUACAAGCCAAGUGAAUUUAAGAAGGCACUUGAUGAAGCAGUUUUAGCAGAAAAUGGGGUCGAGGGUAAUUGUGGAGAUGCUGAAAUCAGCUGCCCUGAUUCCUCUGCGACGGAAUCCGACCAGGACUAUGGACCUGCUUCUAGAAUUCAGGCACGACUAUGCAUGGGUAAGACAAGGAAUUUAUGGACAAGUAAAUUUCAGGAUCAGACAAACUUGUUCAAUUACAAGCCAAGUGAAUUUAAGAAUGCACUUGAGGAAGCUGUUUUAGCAGAAAAUGGGUUGCGGAAAUCCAAUCAGUAUUGUGGCAUUUGCAAGAGAAUGUGGCACCCUUCAGAUGAUGGAGAUUGGGUUUGUUGUGAUGGGUGUGAUGUAUGGGUACAUGCUGGGUGCGACAACAUUUCAAAUAAGCACUUUAAGGAAGUGGAGCACAACAAUUACUAUUGCCCUAAUUGUAAAGUCCAGCAUGAGCUUGCGCCAUCAAUAUUAGAAGAACAGAACUCAGUGUUCAAGUCUACAGAAAAGGCGACAGAGACUGAGCUGCGUGAUGAGGUUACUGUAGUCUGUAAUGGCAUGGAAGGAACAUAUAUCAGAAAAUUUCAUGCAAUUGAGUGCAAGUGGGGUUCAUGUGGGUCAAGGAAGCAGUCACCAAGUGAAUGGGAAAGGCAUACAGGCUGCAGAGCCAAAAAGUGUAAGAGUGAAAGACACAAUGCUACCUCUAGAAAAAUGGAAUUUAGUACCUAUACCCUAGAAACCCAGAUGUUAGAUAAGCAAAAGAUGCUCUCUUUGCUUGAAGAAAAGUAUGAGCCAGUCAGGGCUAAGUGGGCGACUGAAAGGUGUGCUGUAUGCAGAUGGGUAGUAGACUGGGAAAAGAAUAAAAUGAUCAUCUGUAACAGAUGUCAAGUGGCUGUACACCAAGAAUGCUAUGGGGUAAGCAAAUCUCAGGACCUCACUUCCUGGAUGUGCAGAGCAUGUGAAACACCAGAUAUUGAGAGAGAGUGUUGUCUCUGUCAUGUAAAAGGCGGUGCUGUAAAACCAAGCGACGUUGAGGGUUUGUGGGUUCAUGUAACAUGUACUUGGUUCCGACCGGAAGUUGGGUUUUUGAAUCAUGAAAAUAUGGAGCCUGCUAUUGGACUUUUCAAAAUUCCAGCAAAUUCAUUUCUUAAGUUGCGGAAAUCCAAUCAGUAUUGUGGCAUUUGCAAGAGAAUGUGGCACCCUUCAGAUGAUGGAGAUUGGGUUUGUUGUGAUGGGUGUGAUGUAUGGGUACAUGCUGGGUGCGACAACAUUUCAAAUAAGCACUUUAAGGAAGUGGAGCACAACAAUUACUAUUGCCCUAAUUGUAAAGUCCAGCAUGAGCUUGCGCCAUCAAUAUUAGAAGAACAGAACUCAGUGUUCAAGUCUACAGAAAAGGCGACAGAGACUGAGCUGCGUGAUGAGAAUUUAGUGCAAGUGGGGUUCAUGUGGGUCAAGGAAGAGCAGUCACCAAGUGAAUGGGAACGGCAUACAGGCUGCAGAGCCAAAAAGUGGAAAUAUAGCGUAAGAGUGAAAGACACAAUGCUACCUCUAGAAAAAUGGAUUGGAGAAUUUAGUACCUACACUAUAGAAACCCAGAUGUUAGAUAAGCAGAAGAUGCUCUCUUUGCUGGAAGAAAAGUAUGAGCCAGUCAGUGCUAAGUGGACGACUGAAAGAUGUGCUGUAUGCAGAUGGGUAGAAGACUGGGAAGAAAAUAAAAUGAUCAUCUGUAACAGAUGUCAAGUGGCUGUGCACCAAGAAUGCUAUGGGGUAAGCAAAUCUCAGGACCUCACCUCCUGGGUGUGCAGAGCAUGUGAAACACCAGAUAUUGAGAGAGACUGUUGUCUUUGUCCUGUAAAAGGCCAAGUUAAGUACACUCGUUCACAAGUGCCUACUGCGGUCUUGAAACAUUGCGUCCCGGGCGCGAUAUGUGUCAUGUUUUUUGGGUACAUGAAGAAUGGAACUCAGAGCGACUAUGCAUGGGUCAGACAAGGAAUGAUGUAUCCAUUUACGGAAUUUAUGGACAAGUUUGCACAAUUUGUAAGCAGACACAUGGUUCCUGCGUGCAUUGCUGCAAGUGUGCCACCACUUCCAUGCAAUGUGUGCGUCACGGGCAGGUUACAACAUGGAGUUGCACUGCCUGAAGAAAAAUGGUGUGCAGAGAACCUGGAAAUCAGUUUAGUGUUCUUUUUACAGAAUCAAAAUCGGCGCACCAAAGGUUCAAGACUCGUUAUGACUAAGAAGGUAAAGCUUACAGGUUCCGAAAUCCAAAGACAAGCCGAACAGAGUGGUGUAUUUGAUUUUCAAUCUGCAGCAAGAUGCCUUAUAUACAGUAGAUCAAACACAAAGAAGAUUGAUCUGGAGGCGAUAUACCACAGGCUCAAGGGACCAAGCAAUCAUUCGUUGGGUGCAAUCGAGAAUCUAAACUCUUUUAAGGCAAGUUUCUCAUUCAGAGCUCGAUUCAUAGAAGGGCUAAAACAUUUCCAGAGGACGGAAAAUUUUCGGGUCUGCUUUGGUAAACUUGGCAUACAUGGAUGGGGCAAGUAUUCAAGGAGUAAUGGUAUAUAGUUUACGUUGUACUAUGCAUGAUUUCGAUGGCCAAAUAAAUUGAAUGUGAUUGU
Arabidopsis arenosa is the source of this 3406-nucleotide messenger RNA. NCBI's taxonomy places the organism in Eukaryota, Viridiplantae, Streptophyta, Magnoliopsida, Brassicales, Brassicaceae. The record is from the annotation of a GenBank genome assembly.